This is a messenger RNA of Numida meleagris (helmeted guineafowl), 4054 nucleotides long. It is a transcript of the gene RHCE, whose product is annotated as Rh blood group CcEe antigens. Gene Ontology annotation, biological process: ammonium homeostasis; ammonium transmembrane transport. The transcript is spliced from 10 exons. Gene Ontology annotation, molecular function: ammonium channel activity. The coding region runs from base 2267 to 3475 and encodes 402 amino acids. The record is from RefSeq and is a predicted model, not a curated record. Gene Ontology annotation, cellular component: plasma membrane. NCBI's taxonomy places the organism in Eukaryota, Metazoa, Chordata, Aves, Galliformes, Numididae.
CCGGCGCUAUCCAAUCGGGAGGCCGGAGGAGCGAGAAUGACGGCUCUCUCGACCAAUCGGCGGAGGGGAAAGGCAGACGGACGGCCGAGGAGGCCUAUGGGAGUGCCACGGUGUUGGUCCCGCCCCGCGUCGUCGAACGGCCUGCCCACGUAUUUGAUUGACGGUCACGAGAGCCCGUCGCAGAAGGAAGAUUGUGAAUUGACGGCUCUCCAACCAAUCGCAAAGCAGUUCUCGCUCUCCUCCCGCCUACUGUCCGUCUGCGCUUGUUCCCGUCCCGUGCCGUGAUUGACAGCACGGCUACCCAAUGGGAAAGAGGAGGAAAACUCAAAGGACAGCUCAGCUAUCCAUUCGGAAGCGGAAGAAGGAGGGCUUAAUUUCCUCUGUCACCGUAGCGCUGAAGGGCCGUCCCUCAUACUUGAUUGACAACCUCGCUGACAAAUCACUGUCGUAAACCUCAGGGAGCGCUGUUCUUCCACAACAACGCGGCCCCGUCCCGGCGUCUCACAGGAGGGAGGGAGGAGGAAAAAAAAAGAAAAAGGAAGAAAACCAAAAAGCGGAGUGACUGCAGCAAAGAAACGCAUCCCGGAGAGUGGCAGGAGAGCGGCCCAAUGGCGUAGCAGGAAGGGGGCGGGGCGACGCGGCCGUUCCGUCUCCGAUCGGCCCAAAGACGGACAGUGGCUGGAGAUGGGCCAAUCAGAGGCCAGGAGAGCAGCCGGCCUUCGGCCAAUGGGAAGCCCGUCCCUAGGGCAGGCCCUGUGGGUGGGGUGGGCGCUCAGCCAAUGGGAUGCGGGGGUGGGGCGGAACUGCCGUUGUCUCCGCCCCUUCCGGCCAGGCCUGCGUUGUCAUGGCCGGGCCCCGCCCUCCGCCCGUGCUGCGCUCGGGGGGCGUGUGGGAGCCGUGAGGGGCGAAGUGUCCACCCCCGGGCCUAAGGGGAGCUUCGAACUAAGCCUGGCUUUUUCCCCUCUGCCGGGGCUGUUUGGCGGCCCUAAGCGUCCUCUCUGACCGGGAUGGAUGGUGGGCCCGGUUUGAGGAGCGCAGCCCGGUUGUGGUGUUAAAGCCUGUUCUGUUCGUGGGGCAAUUUGAGGCUCAAAUCCCAGAAUCAGCUUUUACACCUGGACUGGUCGUUCCCAGGAUGUGUCCUGUGGAAAAAAGCACGGGUGACGUUGUUGCCUUUAGUGUGUUUUCCCUGAGAAUCUUAACACUGUAUUGACAGGAGACUUGGUAACAAAUGUCAAAAAAAUAAAAGUAAAAAGGUAAUUCUUAUUUUGCUCGUGCAGAAUGAUGCCUGGAGUUCUGCAACCUGAGUAUGGUUCUCGGGUGGUUGUGUGGUAGGAAGCAGAUUGGAGAUGGAUCCACUGUGUUGGUGAAGCACACGGAGUCGCUGAAUCCACCAGCUUCAUUUUUCACUUUAACAGCUGGUAGGGAUUCUAAAGCAGCUCAGCUGACGUUCAUUAAUGACUGAGUUGCCCAACGUGGCCACGAAAUUCCCACAAAAAGGAGCUGAACGUCGAUCUUCCAGGGGACGCAGCAGCUUCUGUCACGUAGCCCUGCUUACGUGCCCCAAACGCUCGCUUAGUGGCUCCUGCUUUACUGAAAAAGCAUGUGCCAACCCAAAGGCUGAGAGCCCACAAGGCGUAGAGUACCUCGUAGCCACGGUGUGGCAACAGAAGUUGAUGUGUUUCUGAAUGCGGGUGAGGUCUGAGGUAAUUGGGUUGGUUCUCAGUUAAACGCCUGCAGGGUGUCUGCCUGCAGCUUCCAGGCCUGGGCUUACCCAGGGGGAUGUGGGUGUUGUGUUGUAGCCAAACCAAGCCAAGAACCACAACCAGGAACUCAGCAGGGCCUUUCCUGAGGUGCAGGUGGAGGGGAUCGGGUCUAGGGUGACUACAAGCAAUGGAGAGCAAUAAUGAUGAGCAAUAAUGGUGAGCUUCAGCAUCCUGCUCCCGCGAGUCCACAUUCUUUUCUUGCAAUUCAGCUGAUACAUGAGGAGCCACAGCAGCUGCCGUGCUGUGGGGUUGGCGUCCUGGAGAAUGACAGAAUCGACCGUUUGGCAUGGCUGUGUUUGUGAGCACUUUUGAGUUUAGCCCAUGUCAGCUAAGUUUGGGUUCCUGACGUGCACCAGAUAAGGAAUGUUCGUUGCCGAUGCCUCUUGGGCUUUUUAUCUCUCUUUUAUUCCCCCCCCGCCUUUACUGUUGGUUCGAAGUGACUCAAACAUUGUUUAUAGAAGAAAGUAUUAACGUGUUUGUGCGCAAGUAUCAUCCGGUGCACAAUGCCUUCUAAUUACCCCAGCUUCCGAUGGAGUGUGCCAUGGCUGAUCCUUUUUCUGGAAGCUGCAUUCAUCGUCCUCUCUUACUUUCAGUACUCAAAUACAAACUUUUCCUACAAAGAUUUGCAAGAUGUCAGCCACAUGGUGAUUUUUGGAUUUGGCUUUUUCCUGACGUUUUUGAAACGAUACAGUUUUAGCAGCACCGGAUUCAACCUCCUGAUCAUUGUACUUGGUGUCCAGUGCUCCAUUCUGAUGGAAGAUGUAUCAGUUUUCCUGACAGGAAUACAGGAAGAUCGUCGGAACAGCAUAACAAAAGCUGCUAUGAGCGUGGUUGCUGUGGUCAUCUCCGUUGGAGCUGUUCUUGGGAAGAUUAAUCCCAUGCAAUCAAUUGUGAUGACAGUUGUAGAGAUAAUAGUUUUCUGUGUGAGCAGAUGGAUCAACGUGCAUUUGCUGGAGGUUUCAUACCACGUGAGCCUGAUGCACGUGCACAUGUUUGGGGCCUACUUCGGUCUGGCCGUCUCCACGCGUAUCUCUGAGCCAUCCCCGAGGUCUGAGAAGAAUGCGAGUACUCCAAAAUCGGACCUGCUGUCAAUGUUGGGCACUCUCUCUCUUUGGGUGUUCUGGCCAAGCUUCAAUUCUGCACUGGCUUACAAAAGGAAUGAAGCAAUCUUCAGCACCUGCUUAGCACUUGCAGUGAGUGCUGUGACUGCCUUCGCCUUGUCUGCUCUGACCACAAAGGAUGGAAAAUUCAGAAUGACUCAUAUCCACAGUGCAGCGCUAGCUGGUGGGGUUGCUGUUGGUUAUGCAGCAGACAAGAUCGAGCAACCCUGGAUUGCAAUGAUUUUGGGACUGCUUGCUAGCGUGAUAAGCAUAUUAGGAUCCUUCUGGGUAAAGAGUUGCUUUCACCCUACUCUCAGGAUUCAUGAUGCAUCUGGAGUUCAUUCCACGUUUGGCUUACCUGCUGUGCUUGGAGCUCUUGCCCGGGUUGUUUUCUCUGCAACAGAAAUGCAGACUCAAUCGCCAAGCGCUGCCUACUUUGACUUUGUCUUACUUGAAGUUGGUGCCUUCUGCCUCACCGUCAGCAUUGCCUCGAUAGCAGGUUUGAUUACAGGUUUAAUCUUAAACCUCAGACUGUUGAAGCCCAUCCCUGUAUCCAAGUAUUUUGAAGACCAGAUGUACUGGGAGUUUCCUCGUUUGGCUGUUGGAUUUUGAAUGGAUGAACCCCAGUGGAAGACUUGACCAAGAUCUGUAUUUGUCACUAGAGGAAAUGAAUAACUAUGAUGACACAGCACUUAAUUAUCAAUUAUCACACUUAAAAUAGCCUUCCCAAUGGACACGUGAAAAAUCUGCAACAAAACGUUCGUCAUUCCUGAGCCAUCAGCACGUAUAUUUACAGAUGGAGGACUUAUAAUCUGUUUUCUUUUCUGCUUUGAUGAUUUUUACCUUAAAUAUUUGUUGUAGGAUGUGUACAGAAAGCUGCUUUCGUUGCUGUCACGGCUUCUCAAUCAAAAUGCUUGGAAGCUUUUAGGAAAACUGUACCUAGCUCUGAAGUUUAGGAGUCAAAAUCUGUGGAGUACACGCUGAUUCUGAUCUAGUGAAGUGCUGAAGCUCUUGUUUGUAAGUUCCAUUAAUUCUGUUGGAGGCCCUGUUAAGCAAAGAUUUGAUGACUGAGGCGGAUCAUGGCCAGAACUCCGCACUGUGCCAGCCUGAACUUGGGAGUUAUCUGCCUGAAGUCUGUUCUUGGCUCAGCCCACGUGGAAAUUCUGCUUGCGGAUGGCUUUGUACUGGAGG